Molecule: messenger RNA, 6152 nt
Organism: Colius striatus (speckled mousebird)
Lineage: Eukaryota; Metazoa; Chordata; Aves; Coliiformes; Coliidae
Gene: JADE1
Product: jade family PHD finger 1
Exons: 11
Coding region: 710-3445 (911 amino acids)
Biological process (GO): regulation of transcription by RNA polymerase II
Cellular component (GO): histone acetyltransferase complex
Source: RefSeq, a predicted model, not a curated record
CAGAAGUUGCCUUUCGGAGCGGGAAAGCUGCAGCCGAUUAUUAGUCGUAUGUUCGAUGGGCGCAGAAGGGUGUGCCGUGGGGCACCGCGGACCGUUCCGCAGGGGACGGAGAGCGGUGGUCUGUCAAGAGGUGCCCCGGUACCCCUCCCCCCACUCCGCCCCGAGGCGAGCGUACGGUGUCUGUCUCCUGCCGGAGAGCAGCUUGCGGGAGCCCUCAAGUCCACGUGUUGAAGAGCUUGUGCGCGGGAGGAGGCGCGCGGAGCGGCCCGGGGCGGGGGGGCGAUAUCACUGCAACUGGGGCAGCGCUGGGACAGUGCUGGGCUAGCAGGUGCACGGCGGCCUCGCAGCGCCCGGCGAGCCGGGGAGUGGAAGUGCGAGUGUGAGGCGCCGGCAGGAGCGGAUGCGGGGAGGGCGCCGAGCAAACUUCGGCGUGGGCGGCGGAUGAGCGGGGCGCCGGGCCCCGCUCCUGCGGCUCGGCGCGCCGUGGGUGCCGUGGGCCAGCAUCUCUGCCGACCUCCCAGGGGUGCUGUGGUGGGGCCGCGCCGGAGUUUUUUGAUGGGGAAGCGGAACGUCACUCGCAGCAUCGAAACACGAAUGUAACAUAAUUAAACAGCAAGCGCAGGGGAGCGGCAGCAAAUGCCUGAAGUUGCUCGGACGCUUGUCAGGGUCGCUCCGCCACUCGCUCUUUCCCCGGGGCCUGGCGGGCAAGAUGGGCCUCGGCUGCGGUGUGCCCGCUAACGCGUUGUUUCUGUGUAACGGUCCGUCUUCGGCCUCCCGGAGGAGGCGAGUGCAGCUCCAGCGAUUAUUCCACUUGCUGAAAUUAGACAAAGCCGCCCUGAUGCUGCUGCCACUCUGCCUGUCCCUGGGCUCGGGUGGUCGCCUGCUUGGAGGCUGCCUGCUGUUUCCCGUGGAGAUCAUGAAACGACAUCGGCUUCCUAGCAGCAGUGAGGAUUCUGACGACAAUGGCAGUCUGUCCACCUGGUCCCAGCAUUCCAGAUCUCGACAUCGAAGGACUUCCUGUUCCAGACAUGAAGAUCGAAAACCUUCUGAGGUGUUCAGAACGGACCUGAUCACUGCCAUGAAGUUACAUGACUCCUUCCAGCUGAACCCUGAUGAAUACUAUGUGCUGGCAGACCCCUGGAGGCAGGAGUGGGAAAAGGGAGUUCAGGUGCCAGUUAGCCCAGGGACCAUCCCAGAACCAGUAGCCAGGAUUGUGUCUGAGGCAAAAGCUGUCACGUUUACACGCCCCAGGAAGUACAUUGUUUCAUCUGGGUCGGAGCCUCCAGAGCUGGGCUAUGUUGACAUUCGAACCUUGGCAGACAGUGUGUGUCGCUACGAUCUCAAUGACGUGGAUGUAGCAUGGCUGGAACUCGCCAAUGAAGAGUUCAAAGAAAUGGGGAUGCCUGAACUGGAUGAGUACACGAUGGAAAGGGUCAUAGAGGAGUUUGAACAACGAUGCUACGAUAACAUGAAUCACGCUAUAGAGACAGAAGAAGGACUUGGGAUUGAAUAUGAUGAAGACGUUGUCUGUGAUGUCUGCCAGUCUCCAGAUGGAGAAGAUGGCAACGAAAUGGUGUUUUGUGACAAAUGCAAUAUCUGUGUGCACCAGGCGUGUUACGGGAUCCUGAAGGUGCCGGAGGGCAGCUGGCUGUGCAGGACCUGCGCGCUUGGCGUGCAGCCCAAGUGCUUGCUGUGUCCCAAGAAGGGCGGUGCCAUGAAGCCGACGCGGAGCGGCACCAAGUGGGUCCACGUUAGCUGUGCCUUGUGGAUCCCGGAGGUGAGCAUUGGGAGCCCAGAAAAAAUGGAGCCUAUCACAAAAGUUUCUCACAUUCCCAGCAGUAGAUGGGCACUGGUGUGCAGCCUCUGUAAUGAAAAAAUUGGAGCUUCUAUACAGUGUUCAGUGAAGAACUGCAGGACAGCCUUUCAUGUCACCUGUGCGUUUGACCGUGGCUUGGAGAUGAAGACCAUACUGGCAGAGAACGAUGAGGUGAAAUUUAAGUCAUACUGUCCCAAGCACAGCUCCACCAAGAAAGCAGAUGAUGAGACUUUCAAUGAAAGCCCAGGCCAGCAGAAUGGGAAUGGGAUUCAGGACAGUGUUCUUCCUGCCCAUGUGGAGCCUUUCCACAGCAUGGAUCAAAACCAGGAAGAGGCCCACAGAGUCAGCCUCCGCAAGCAGAAGCUCCAGCAGCUGGAGGAUGAGUUCUAUACGUUUGUUGAAUCUUUGGAAGUGGCUAAAGCGCUGAGGCUGCCUGAGGAGCUGGUGGGAUUCCUGUACCAGUACUGGAAGCUGAAGAGAAAAGCCAACUUCAACAAGCCUUUGAUCACCCCAAAGAAGGAUGAAGAGGACAAUCUGGCUAAACGGGAACAGGAUGUUCUUUUCAGAAGAUUGCAGCUCUUUACACACCUCCGGCAGGACCUCGAGCGGGUGCGUAACCUCACUUACAUGGUGACUCGAAGGGAAAAAAUCAAGAGAUCUGUCUGCAAAGUUCAAGAACAGAUAUUUAAUAUUUGCGCAAAGCACUUGGAACAAGAAAGAGUUUCAGGUGUGCCUUCCUCAUUCUCCUCAAUGGAGAACACGGUAUUGUUCAAUAGUCCAUCUUUGGGCCCCAAUGCCCCCAAGAUCGAGGACUUGAAAUGGCAUUCUGCAUUCUUCAGGAAACAAAUGGGCACAUCUCUAAGCCAGUCUUUGAAAAAACCACACAAGAGAGAUGGAGCAAGAACCAGCUCUGGGAAUGAUGGCAAAUCCCUGCUGAGGCAGCCCAGCCAGAGGGAAGGUGGGGCAGCUACAGGGGGCUUUUUAAACUUUGACAAGACCUUUGCAGAAACACGACUUGUAUCAGCAGAGGAGAAAAAUGGGAUAGUUAUACCAGACCACAGAAAAAGAAGAGACAAUCAUCCGCAGUGUGAGGUUGUCAAGGCAGAACUGAAGGAAAAGACUUCUAAACACAACCACAAACCACUGCGACCCACAGAACUGUCUCAGAGGCAAUCGGAAAAUAAAAGGGCUGUGAACCACUUCAGUGGUAGGUCAGCGCCUGGCACACGGAGGGAUAUAGUGCCUAAAUGCAACGGGGGUCUCGUCAAAGUAAACUCUCAUCAGACAGUAGUUAAAGUGCCUACGACACCCACGAGCCCAGUGAAGAACUGGGGCGGAUUCCGAAUUCCAAAGAAGGGGGAGAGGCAACAGCAGGGUGAGAGCCCGGAGGAGACCUGCCGCCAGAGCUCUGGCUACCCCUACCUGGGCGUGAGCAGAGUUUCACCAAAGGACAGGGCAAAAAGCAAGCUAAAGCCUGACAGCGAGAAUGAUGGCUAUGUCCCUGAUGCCGAAAUGAGUGACUCGGAGACUGAAGUGUCUGAAAAGAAGUGCAGGCAGCAGAGGCUCAGUCCCAACAGCACCAUCAGCAGAAGGACGGACAUUAUUAGGAGAAGCAUCCUGGCAUCCUGACUGGACACAGGGACAGGGUGCCAGCACCGUGGUCAGUAGAGUCGCUGCCUGCAUGCUGACUCCACGUUAUUUAUUGGUGAGAGAGAAGAGAGUUCUUAGACAUGGCUACAGACUGUCAAAUUGGUAACCCAUUAUUCCUGAGUUCUGUAAACAUGUUUACGUGCACUUAAAGCUGUUUUCUUUGGCGUGUGGUCCCAGUCCCCCUCCUCCCCCCGGUUCUGUGAGAAGUUUAAAUCUUCCUUUAUUUGCAACUUUCCUGAAUAAGCAGAGAAAUUACAUCACUAUUACAACACUAAAAUAGUUCACAAAAACCUUUUAGAAGGGGUUGGGGUGGGUAGGGGGAAGUAGGCUGCAUUCAUCCCUUUUCGCAAAGAAAGCACUGAUAAAAUUUUCCUCCCUUCCUUUGCCUUCUGGAAAAGCACAAGCUCUUAAUUUAACUAGUGUGUAAUGAAUUGAAGGUGGUUGUUUAACCAUACUGCACUGCUAAAACCCAUUACAAAUGGGGUUUCCUUGGAUGGUGGCAGGUCUUUCUCCUCUCUUUGCAGAGUGUUUCCUGUUGCAUUCAGUUUGAGCACAAGUGGCAGCUCAAACCCCUCUGUAAGCUCCAGCAUUUACAUGUAAAUACACCUAUGAGAUGGCCAGGUGUAACCAGGAACUGUGGUACUGCAGGAGAAGGAAGGGGCAGGUCAGGACUGCAGCUGCCUGAGGGUGCAACAGCUUGAGAAGACUCAGCCUGAGCACAGCGAACGCCCUCACCUGGCUCAGUUCUGAGAAAGGGAGCCGGCGUGUGGGUUCCCGUCACCAUUUAGUCAGUCACCUGCCUCCAGGAGUAGGGUGGCAAUUUAAGAAAAAAUAUGUCUAAGGCACUAGUGGGUGGGAUUUCCCAAAGCCCACCGCACAUGCACUAAUGGUACGGAUUGGGAAAGCCACGCGUAUGGUACUAAAGGGUUGCUUUAAAAUGGAGAUGAAUAUAUAUUUUUAAAUAGAAUACAGUGGAAAGGCAAUAAAUUGUGAUUAGCUCUUUACAGUCAAAUGAAGAAAAAAGAUUUCCUUUUAUUCUGGACUAGAUUUGAUGGAAGAGGGGACUCAUAGUCUUGAUUGUGUAGUUUUUUGUUACAUAAUUGCAAAUGGCAAUAACUAGUAAAGCUACGAGCAAUAAUAGCAACAGAUCCUUAGGAUUCUGUUUUGUACCAAGUAGAGUGUGCAUAUAACAGUGGAGUGGUAGGAGCCUGUAACUGUUGGAAUUCUGCAUAGAUGGUAGGUACUGGUGAAAAACUUUAAGUAGCAAUGUGGUACAGAAAGACAGGAAUAAAGAACCCCCUUCCCCCCAGCCCUUCGUACUCCUAGCCUGCCGGUACCGCAUUCACUCACUUUUUUAUGCUAGAUCCUUGCCUCUGGAGCAGAGAACAUGUGAAACACUGUAGAGUUCUGCCAUGACCAAGUUUUCCAGAGGAGUCAAUCCAAAAAGAAGAAAAAAAGAAGCUUAUUAAUAUUAUCUUGCUAUGCAAGUUAUACUUAAAUAUUUCAGUAGAAUGCAUCCCUGUCAUUUGUUUUAAAACUCAGAAGUCUUAAUCUUUCGACAUCUUUAGGGAGGAUGUUGGGGAAGGGGAAUUUUGUGUAAGAUAGUGUACUUUUAAAAUACCAUUGCUAGUCCCAAGAAGUGGGAUUAAACAGAGGUGAGGGUCAAACAGGGCACUGGUGAAUCUAAGGUUAUGUAGUUAUUCUUGGGACAUGUUACAAGAAAAGUACUUACUAGACCCAACAACAACAGACAAGGUAAACGUAGGUAAGUUCUACUUGGCAUAGAGCAAAGUUUUCCAGACAGGCUCUGCUCUUUCCUAUAAGAAGCAAACUCAUGACCAUAGAGGGAAUUGUUUGUGAAGCCAUAGAUUGAAUAGCCUAAAUUUUGAUUCUAAGCAAGCAUUGAACCUCAGACCAGACUCAAAGAGGUACCUUGUUAAUUUGCACUAUUCCGAAUGCUACUGUUGUGCAGAAUUAAUGCCUUACCUGUUUUGCUCCCCACUGUUGAGGUUAAUAAGCUUUCUAAUGUUUCAAGUUACACUGAACCAAAACCAAAAAGUUGUCUGAGGACUGCAGUGUGCCCAGCUCUGUAGGUUAGCUCUGUUACCCACGCUUAGUGCUCAGCAGAAGGUGGUGUAAGUACAGCAGUGUCGAUACAGACUCACCCCUGUGUUUUACUGGGAGAACCAUUUGCAGCAUUUCUGUUUUAAGCGUUCCCUUCCCUUGUGCAGACCGACCAAGAGACCGUUGACUCGAUUGCUGUAUUCUGUCAAACUGUAGGCUAGUUGAACUUCUGUAAAGUUGCCUGGAAUGCCAUUUGUUAGGUUAUAAAUUCACGCAGAUCUAAAUGAAGGGUUGUACGUGUCGUGUAUAAAUCUGAAUUUCGGAAAUUGGAGAAAACUGUCGUUACGUUUGUAAAACCUUGUACAGAAGAUUUUUCACUACGUGCCUAGCUUUGGUGUCCAUUCAGCUGAAAUUAAUUAAAAGGUGCAUGAGGAGAAACAGAAAUUAAAAGUAUAUGUAGAGAUGACUAUUUUAUAUUACAUGGCUCAAUCCUGUAUUUAUUUUCUCCCUUUUUUGAAGUAUUUAUAAAGACCUAGUUGAAGACAGCUGUAUUUUUUGUUAAAAUACUGAGUAGAAUUGUGCCUUUUUGUCUGUAUGUGAAUAAAUGCUGUACAUUUUUGCA